AUGACACUCCAGUCGAGUCUCUGUCUACUUUGGUACCAAACCGAACAUUCCCGCUGUCUAUAUUCCGUGAAAGAAGGAGUUCUGGCACAAGCCGGCUUGCCCGAUCAGUCGUGUGUAUAUCGGCGUGGAAGAUUAGAGUUCAUCGAUAAAAACUACCUGACCACCGUGUUUCAGUGGCACUAUCAAAACGCCAUGAAGGACGCCAUCGCUCAGGAUGCUGGCUUAGGCUGUGGCACUGAGCCUCCCUGCUUAGAUGUCCUGAAUCAUACUGGUCUCAAGUACAAUGAGAAUGCGCCAAAUGGCGUGUCCGACGAAGUCAUGCUCGCUAUCGGUCUGGAGAGCGAGAUCCGCCGUGUUCGGAAAGAACUUUCAGUGCUGGAAACCGAGAUAGCAGCGAAGUGCGGCGAGGAUUCGAAGGCAAAUCAGACGGGAUAG
Messenger RNA from Thermothelomyces thermophilus ATCC 42464, 435 nucleotides. RefSeq lists its product as uncharacterized. NCBI's taxonomy places the organism in Eukaryota, Fungi, Ascomycota, Sordariomycetes, Sordariales, Chaetomiaceae. The record is from RefSeq and is a predicted model, not a curated record. The transcript is spliced from 4 exons. The coding region runs from base 1 to 435 and encodes 144 amino acids.